GCCGCAUCCCCGCGGGGCGGUGGGGCACAGCGGUGGGGCACAGCGGUGGGGCACAGCGGGGCUGAGCGCCUUCGGGGCGGCGAUGGGAUCCGCGCUGCUGCCGCUGCUGCUCCUCGGGGCGCUGCGAGGGACCCCCGCCCUGCAGCUGCUGCACCCCCAACCCGCCGCAUACCACGGCCCACCCGGCAGCUACUUCGGCUUCGCCAUGGACUUCCACGUGGAUGGGGGAAGGGUGGCUGUGGCUGUGGGGGCUCCGCGCGCCAACACAUCGCAGCCCCACCUCACCGAACCCGGCGCCGUCUUCCUCUGCUCGUGGCCGCCGGGACCGAGCGCGUGUCAGCCCGUCCCCAUCGACAGCGCGGGCGACCAAUGGGAGCUGAGCGCUGCGCUGCAGCUCCACGUGCACAAAUCGGGGCAGUGGUUGGGAGCGUCGCUGCUCAGCCGGGAUGGAACACUGCUGGCGUGCGCCCCAUUGCAGCACUGGAACGCCCUGCGGGGGGGCAGGGAGGCGUUCCGCACCCCGGUGGGCGUCUGCUACGUGGGCCGCGCGGGCAGUGUGGGGCUGCGGCGCCUGGCGUGGAUCUCCCCGUGCCGCGAUGUGCGCAUGGCCGCCUCCUACCGCGACACACAGUAUGUGCUCGACCAGCGCUACUGCGAGAUGGGCUUCAGCGCCGCCGUCACCGCCGUGAGUGGGGUCCGUGGGGGGUCCUAUGGGCGCUCCCGGCGCUCUGCGAGGGGCGGCCCCACGGCUGCAGGGAUGGGGGUGGGGUGGGGUGGUCCUAUGGGGCGAUGCGGGGGAUGGGAUAUCCCCAUGGGGCCGUCCAUGGGGCGGUCAACGGGCCGUCCUUAUGGGGCACUCCAUGGGGAGACCAUGAGCGUGUUCCUAUGGGGUGAUCCAGGGGGCAGUCAAUGGGGUAUCCCUAUGGGGAGAUCCAGGGGUGGUCAAUGGGGAUGUCCCUAUGGAGCCUUCCAUGAGACCUCCAUGGGGUGUCCCUAUGGGGAACUCCAAGGGGUGGCUGUGGGGGUAUCUCUGUGGGGUGCCCUCGGGUGUGGUGUUUGGGACGUCCCUAUGGGGCGCUCCGUGGGGUGGUUAAUGGAGUGCCCCUAUGGGAUGCUCUGGAGGACAGUUAAUGGAAUAUCCCUACGGGGCCGUCCGUGGGGUGGCCGUGGGGACGUCUCUAUGGGUGCUCCAUGGGGUGGCGUUUGGGACGUCGCUAUGGGGCGGCCAUGGGGCAGCCCGGCACACAUCUCCCCACAGGACGGCACGUUGGCGCUGGGCGCUCCGGGGGGGUAUUACUUCCGGGGGCUGCUGUAUGUGGUGGAGAUGGAGUCCAUCCUUUCCCGCUUCCCCAACUCCUCCCUGCUGUGGCCGCACAGCCCCGGGCGCCCCACGGGGGAGCAGACGGACCCCGACUACAGCGAUGGCUAUCGGGGGUACUCCGUGGCCGUGGGAGAGUUCGACGACAACCCCAAAACCAAAGAGUUCGUGGUGGGGGUCCCCAAUAAGAGCAACACGAGGGGAGAGGUGGAGAUCUUCAGCGCGGGGCUGUCACUGCGCCGGCUGCACGGCGUCCCCGGUGAGCAGGUGGCCUCCUACUUCGGGCACACGGUGGCCGUGGCCGAUGUCAAUGGGGACGGGAGGGACGACGUCCUGGUGGGAGCACCGCUGUUCGUGGAGCGGCGCGCGGAGGGGAAGCAGCGCGAAGUGGGGCGGCUCUACCUCUACUUGGGGGGCGCACGGCAGCCCUGGGAGCGCCCCACACAGACCCUGACGGGCACAGAGCCCUACGGGCGCUUCGCCGCCGCCAUCGCCCCGUUGGGGGAUUUGGACCGCGACGGCUGCGGCGACGUGGCGGUGGGGGCCCCAUUUGGCGGCGACGAUGGCAGUGGGGCUGUGCUCAUCUUCCGGGGUCAGCGCGAGGGGCUGAGCGCGACCCCAUCGCAGCGCCUCAGCAGCCCCUUCCCCGGCCCCGCCGCCUUCGGCUUCGCGCUCCGCGGGGCCACCGACAUCGACGGCAAUGGGUCGCCAGAUCUGCUGGUCGGCGCUUUCGGGGUCUCCAAGGUGGCCGUGUACCGAGCGCGGCCCGCGGUGGUGGCCCAGGCGCAGCUGAGUGUCCCCAGAGGGCUGAACCCAAAGGUGACGGAGUGCGUCCUGCCCGGCACUGACAGCCGCGUCACGUGUUUCCCGGUCCGGCUGUGCGUCUCCGUGUCGGGACGGCGCAUCCCCGACAGCGUCCGGCUGCUGGCCGAGCUGCGGUUGGACCGCCUGAAGCAGAGGGGGCACCGCCGGGUCCUAUUGCUGCACGGACAGCGGGCGGUGUGGCGGCGGGAGGUGGCGGUGGCACCGGGAAUGUCGCCGCAGUGCCACCACCUCGACGCGUAUCUGAGGGGCGAGGGGGACUUCAGGGACAAACUGAGCCCCAUCGUCACCGGCCUCAGCCUGGCGCUGCCCGCGCAUCCCCACGGCCCGGGGGCGGCGCUCUAUGGGGACACCCACGUGCAGGCGCAGACCCACAUCAUCCUGGAGGACUGCGGUGACGACAACGUCUGCGUCCCCGACCUGCGCCUCUCCGCCCACACGCCGGACGCGCGGCUGCGGAUCGGAGAUGACAACGCGGUGACACUGCGGGUGGGGGUCGCCAAUGUGGGGGAGGGGGCUUUCGAGGCCGAGCUGUGGGUGCAGCUCCCGGAUGGCAGCUUCUAUCAGCGGGCACUCAGCCACACGCGGGAGAAGCUGAGCUGCAACCCCAGAAUAGAGAACGGGACCCACGCGGUGGUGUGCGAGAUGGGCAACCCCAUGAAGGCGGGCGCACAGGUCUCUGUGGCCGUGGAGCUGAGUGUCGCUGGGUUGGAGGACGCGGGCGAUGCCAUCACUUUCCAGCUGCAGCUCAGGAGUCAGAACGGCCCCACCGUCACCGCGGCAGUGACGGUCCCCGUGGAAGCGCACGCGGAGAUGGAGCUGCGGGGCACGUCCCUGCCUGCCGCCACGGUGCUGCCCGCGGAGUGGCCGCGGGUUGAGGGCAGCCGUCGGCCGGACGACCACGGGGUGCGCGUGGAGCACAUCUACCAGCUGCACAAUAAGGGCCCGGCCGCCGUCGCCAACGUCACUCUGAGCGUCCGCGUCCCCAUCGCCGCGGGCGGCCGCGCGCUGCUGCACCUCCUGGACGUGGGCACCGAAGGCGACGUCGUCUGCGCGCCACCGCCGGACCUCAACCCCAUGCGGCUGGAAGUGACCCGCAGCCCCGACGGGGGGCGGCGACGGCAGCGCAGAGAGGCGGAGGGGAGCGGCAGUGUGGACUGCGGCAACGCCACGUGCGCGGAGGUGCGGUGCCGGGCGGACGGCGUGGCGCGGGGACAGCGCGUGUUGGUGGCCGUCCGUGCGCUGCUGCGGAUGGACGCCCUGCGGCAGCAGGAUGACCACCCCCAGCAGCUCUUCAUCCACUCGUGGGGUUCCUUCAACGCGUCAGCGAUGCCGUACCGCGUGCGGCCCCACACGCUGCCCCACGGCACUGCCACGGCUGUCACCGAGGUGCUGCGCUCCCUCCCCAUCGCCGUCCCGGUGUGGUGGGUGGUGCUGGGGGUGCUGGGGGGGCUCCUUCUGCUCGCCCUCCUCGUCCUCCUGAUGGGGAAGAUGGGGUUCUUCAAGAGGACGCGGCCGCCGGCGGAGGGGGACAUCGGGGAGGGGGCGGCGGGACGGGGACAGAGCGCGGAGCCGGGGGACGGCCGGGGGUAGGGGGGGACCCCGCAUCCCGACCCCCCCGCGUCCCAUCCCCACCCCGCGUCCCAUCCCCAUCUACGGGUUCCCGAUGUCCCCGGCGCCCUACACGUGUCCCGGCGUCCCCAUCCCUGUCCCAGUGCCCCCAGAGCCCCACAGCUGCCCCAACGCCCCCCACAUCUGUGGGUUCCCGGUGUCCCCGUAGUCCCACCCCAAUGUCCCCACUGCCCCACACAACGCCCCUAUAGCCCCCCCAGUGCCCCUGCCCUGUUGUCCUCAACAUCUGUGGGAUCCCAAUGUCCCCGUAGUCCUGUCCUGAUGUCCCCAGCCCUGCCCCACUGUCCCUAGCACUCCACACCUGCCCCAAUGCCCCCAACAUCUGUGGGUUCCCAACGUCCCCAUCCCCACCCCGAUGUCCCCAGAGCCCCACACCUUCCCGGUGUCCCCAUAGCUCCCCCCCUCCCCCGCAGUGUCCCUGUAGUCCCACCCCAAUACCCCCAUCCCUGCCCCACCGUCCCCAGUGCCCCACACCCGCCCCACUGUCCCCAUCCCCAUCCCAAUGUCCCCAACGUCUGUGGGUUCCCAUUGUCCCCAUAGCCCCACCCCACUGUCCCCACCCCCCCAGGAUCCUAUGGACCUCCCCCCCCACCUCCCCCUGCAAUAAAUCUCAGCAGUGC
Gallus gallus (chicken) is the source of this 4392-nucleotide messenger RNA. RefSeq names its product integrin subunit alpha 2b (gene ITGA2B). Bases 83 to 3733 code for a protein of 1216 amino acids. NCBI's taxonomy places the organism in Eukaryota, Metazoa, Chordata, Aves, Galliformes, Phasianidae. Gene Ontology annotation, cellular component: external side of plasma membrane; integrin complex. Gene Ontology annotation, biological process: angiogenesis; cell-cell adhesion; cell adhesion mediated by integrin. The record is from RefSeq and is a predicted model, not a curated record. The transcript is spliced from 30 exons. Gene Ontology annotation, molecular function: integrin binding.